UCAUAUAAUCCUUUCGGUAUUGCGUUCCUCCGUCUGUGUGGUAGACGCAGCGAGGAAUAAAAAAAGGAAAUGGCGUAGAUAACUUUAAUACGCCUCGGGUCGACAGGCUUCGUUUAAAGGCAUUUCCGAACCCGUCAUCAACCGUCGACUGUAGUAAAACGGAUGCAUAUGCGUAGCAUCGUCAUCGCACCACCAUCACACACAUCGAACAGAAAGCUGCUGCUGCUGGUUUUAAGUGUGUGUGUGUGUUGUGGAAGGAUAUUCAGCGUAAUUUAAUCGUAGCAACCACAGCAGAUGGAAGGAUGUGACGUUUUCGUUCUUCCUUCGUUCAGUGCCGUAGCCGCAUACAUUUACAUUUGUUCCAUAUCGCAUGUGUGAAAUAAUUAAAUUGUGUCGUGUGCAGUUCAUUUUGAAGCAUUGCUGACUGUGUGACGUGGUGAUGUGUUUUUAAAAUGUUGCAACGUACAAUUUAACUGUGUGUAAAAUUGCCCCAUUUUACAAAAAAGGAUUCCGAGUGCUUUACUGCAAUCGAUUUGUGAUUCUGUAGGCGUUAUCGCUGUGUACUAGCUCGUGUUUUUUUCCCGUAUACUUUGCCGUAACGCAUCUCGCAAUCCCAUCAUCGUAGUAGCUCGUUCGAAACAGUUCUUUUGACACAGACCAGACGGCACAGUGCGAGCAAAAUAGUGCACCAAAGUGUGAUAACGGUUGAAGCAAACGAUAGAAAGAAAUAGAGAGAGUGAAAAGGCUGAAACGGCUGCUGUAAACGGAAAGUGCGUGCGUGCGCGUGUGUGUUGGUCUGUACGUUCGAGACGGAUCCGUUCCUGUGUCUCUCACGCAGUCCACAGACCAGGCGUGAAGCAGUGCAGUAGUGGACCAACUGCAACGAGCAGCAGAGGAAGCAACAGUGUAUUGAAGUUGCUAGAGUAGCAGCAGCACCAGCACCAGCAGAGUACCAAUCAAAUCCUCAGCAAACGGCAGCAAUGGCGUGUGCAACGUUAAAACGUUCGCUCGACUGGGAAAGCCUAAAUCAGCGGCCGACGAAACGGCGAAGAUGUCAUCCGUUCGGUAGCCCCAGCCAGAGCCCGUCCGCUUCCUCCUCCUCCUCGCCGUCGGCCUCAUCUUCCACAUCCGUUGCGGCGGCUGCUGCUGCUGCCGCUUCGAUGCGCGUCAUGGAACCGAAACCGUCGCCUUUUGCAGAAGCCACCUGUUCCAAACUAACACCAGAAAAAAUGGCACAAAAUAUCACCGAGGAAAUCAAAAGACUGCACCGCAGGAAACAACUCACCUUCAACAGCCACAACGUUGAGCGCAUGCAGGAUUCGGAAUCGAGCGGCUCAGAAAUGGGCCCGGACAGUCCCCGCCGACCCGACAGUCCACCGAGCAUGGUGAAAAAUCCCGAGAAAGCCCUGUUCACCUUCAAGCAGGUACAAAUGAUCUGUGAACGUAUGUUGAAAGAGCGAGAAGAUGCCUUGAGAGAACAAUACGAUGCAGUGCUGACCACAAAACUAGCCGAACAAUAUGAUGCAUUUGUGAAGUUCACUUAUGACCAAAUACAGAGACGUUACGAAGCAGCGCCAAGUUACCUCUCCUAAUCAGGGAUAUUUGGAAAAUAUAAAAUACGCAAAGCAUACCAACAACAGCUGAGCAGAAGAAACAUUGAUACUAAAUCAUGAAUAAUAAAUAGAUUCACACUUAAAUACACACCCACACACCCCUAUCAUCAGCGCAAUGCAAGCGAGCAGAACAUGUGGAUCUAGCUUAAGGUAGCAGCAGCUCUUCGACAUCAAGCGGAGAUAGUACGGGGCUGGCAGGGAAAGAAACAACCCCCUACAGAAGCAACUGCAUCGUCAGCGACACAGACACACAGCCAAAAAUGCAUCAAUCACUAUAGAACACAAGUAAGAAAUUGUUCCAAACGGUUCACUACCAACUGUGCAACGCGGAGGGUUACGGACCACCAGAUACGGACACAAAUAAUGAUCAUAUUUUGGCGGAGGGAGGACAUCCGAUGGUGAUGAACCGUUGCUUUUUAAGCGCUCUUCGCUCCAUUAUAUCUCAUCUCAUACGCUAGCGGCGGCGGGGGAUUGGCAACCCGGAAGGUUGUGGCCACCCCUAUAGGAAAAAAAACAUUUUCGACACAUCGCAAUUCUACUUCCUUUACAGUUUGUACUAUACCUUCCCCAUACGUUUGUUUAUGUUGUGUUUAGGUAAAAGAUGGAUUUUUGUUUUCUUUUUCUUAGUUCUUUACUGUAAUAAGAAAGCCUUUUCCAAUGAAAGAUGGUUUCAGAGUAGGCAGCACUCUUCGUUAAGCUCUUUAAAAUUAGCUACCACUGAUAGAGUUUUCCAAAUUAAAAGUUUUUUUUUUUCAAAAAGGAUGAGAUAAAUUAAAUUGAUAGUAUUGAAUGGUUUGCAGCCAAUACACGAAAUUGUGUUUUUGUUACUUUUCCUUCGUGAGUCCUUUUGUUACAAACUUUAUUUGCCUCUUGAAUGUAAUGUGGGAUGAUUCUAGCACCUUCUUUAUCGGUCUUUAUGUUUUUCUUUUCUACGAUUUGUUGCAAUUUGAAUACGACGUUAGGCGCUAAGUUAGUUCAAAUUUUGGUUCUUUACCGUUGUUUUCUUUUUUUUUUGUUUGUUUGUUUGCAAACAUUUGUUACACAUUAGAGCAAUCGCAAACCCCGGGCGCGAUAAAAGCAUUCUCAGUAAUUUAUUAAGCAAGCACACCGACUGGUGAUCGUGUACUACAAUCAGCUUAAAAAAUGCCUUCCGUCAUACUGUUCAUUCUUACGAGACUUGGUUCCCUAGUGGUAGAAAAAAAGCAAAUUUUCUUAUUAUAAUAUUUAGCACAUAAGCGUGUGCGUGUUACGCUACUUUGUUGGUCCUGGGAUCGAUAGGAUCAGCUUUUCGAUUGUAUCCGAUUCCAUCGUCAAGCUAUGAACUCGCGGUAGUGGAGCGAUUUAUAGUUAGGCGAAGUGUUGUGCGAUUGAAAAUUUCUCUGUAGAUGGAAUUAAUUUGUCAGUAAAGGUUUUCCGAAAAUUCCGUGUUAACAUACAGAUGCUGAUUGAUUAUAGUAAAAGCAUAGCGUAGCUUACAAAGUUUGGGUUUAUUCUCAACAGAAACUAAAUGGCACAAUCUAUAAUUUGUUAGUUGAUACAUCGAGCAAACUACAUAGUUCGAAUUAAUUUUGGUUUUCACUGGUCUUUUGAAAAUAAUGUUGCUAACGAAUGCAGUUAAAGAGUGUAAGCGAGAGCGAGAGUUCAGAAGAGCAAACAACUGCUACUGUAUAACGAAAGGGAAAUAAUGUGUAAUUGAUGAAGAAAAUGACACAAAAAGUAAGCUUAAAUAAGGGAACCUCUAACUACAAGCGUAAGCAGAGAGGAAAAUCCACAAAAUAGUAAACACUAAGAGUAAGAGAGAAACAAAACACAACGUUAACUAAUAAGUCGUUUAUAUACACGAAUAUAUGUUUUGUAUGAAAAAGAAACGAAAAAAAAACUAACGUACAGAGACAGAGGGAACGAACGAUUGAAGGAUAAGGAUUAGAAAGUGCGCGAAGUAUAUAAUAGCGAAAAAUAGAACUACGGAGCAGUCAUCAUCGUUCGUGGGGAUAUGCUGAAACAAAAGGAUUAACUGUACGAAACAAUGAGCUAAAGUAAACCGAGACCAUGGGCAAAACCAGUAAGCUUUGUGCGUGUCGAAAAACCAAUUGAAAUCUAUGCAAAACCUUAAACAGAAAAUAAAACUAAAGUACAGAACACAGCAGCAGCAGCAGCAGCAAUUAAUAUACUACUACCUACUAUUGCAAACUACUAUUGCUAAUUACUAUUACUACUACUGCUACUACUAUUGCCUGGAAGGAGCGUAUACAACACCUGUGAAGUGCAUUAUUUGUCUUACAGGGUGAUGCGAAUGAUUUUUUCCCCUUUUUUCUCUCGGAAAGUAAGUGUCUGCUGCUGUGAGUAGAUUAAAAACAAAAUGAUGGUUCCAUGUUUUUCUUAUCGUGUACGUAUUGUUUUUUCCCUAGUGGAACAGCAUCAUUUAAUCGAAUGGACAUGCAUCUGUAGUGUGCGUCAAGUUUCAUUUGCUUAACGGUUAAGUUUCUUAACGGUACCGCUCGAAAAGGUAGCAUGUAAGGGUUAAGUGAAAACAGUUCGAAAACAAUAAUGUAAACCACACCCGCACACACAAACACACAGAGAAACAUAUGGAAGUGUUUAAUCCCAACCCAAUCAAUAGUAAAUCAGGAAACGUAAAAUCAUCACCUUUGGGUGUGGACGGAGGCGGAAUUUGCAAAAGGAAUAGUGUAUCAAGAUAAAACACCAGUAUACAAAACUACAACAGGAACAUAAUAGGCAUAUGCAACUAUAUGAAACUAUAGCAUAAAAAGUGGAAAUUUAGAACGCGCUACUACCGAGAAUAAAAUAGAAUCGAUUGAAAAGGACGGGCCAAAAAAUGUGCUCGGUUGCAACAAAAAAAAGGAUGAUAUCAAAGAUGUAGCAUAACAAAGACGUAAUAAGCUCUUAGUGCUCUAGUGUUGCCAUAAUUAGUAGUAUAUACGAACAAAGUGUCUCCGUUCUGGACCUCUCCUUAUCCCCUCUCGUACGUUUCACACCUUUACGCACCCUCACAAUUUAGCCACGCGAGGACGGUGAUGGUGAGGUGAUUGGUAAUGGGAUGGAAGGGUGAUAGAGAGCUCUCGGAUGUAAGCCUCCCCUUCCCGGCGAAAUACCGGAAGGUUUCGAGACGAUCAUUUAUAUUAUUUAUCUGGAGCAAUGCGAGAUGGUUCUGAGAGGCACUCAUAUAUGUUUUUUCCCCAUUCUCCCAACAACAACGAUCUCCUCACGCGGUGAUUAGUUAUUGCAUAUGCAAUAUACAGCACAUUGUUCGCAAGCGUGUGCCUGUUGCACAAGUAAUGAACCAUAGAUUUUUGUUUUUAAUUUUAACUAAAACAAAACAAUCGUUAUGUCGCCACUUACACACAAACGCCGCUCAUAUUCUAAACUGUGGAAAAUGUUUAGAAAGCCAAAUCACGUUACUAAUUGCAAUAGCUUAAACUAAAGGAAAGCGGUUAACAACGGCACAGAAAAACUCCACUCCCCAAAAACACUAAUAUUCAAUCACUAUCAUAUUCUCUUUGGCAAACAUAUUAGAACAAGCAAUUUAUUUUAUGAUUUGCAUUGGUGAUAAUAGCAAGCAUGAAAGGAGAAAAGUGUAGCUAUAGAGAGGGAGAAGUAAAAAAAAAACCAUCUGGAAAACACAACAAUAAAGAAAUGAUUGAAAUGAGAAAAAAAACAAUGCUGAUGAAAUCGAAGCGAUCAACUAGACUGUAAGCAAAGCGCGCUAUCGUACGUAUAUAUCUUCUAAGGAUAACAGGUAGGGUCACACCAUCGGGAACCGGGAGUAAAAAAGUGGUGGAAAGAAGGCAAUUGAUGGAGGUAAAAAACAACAAAAAAAAAAGAUUGCAAGACAUUUGCUAAACCAGCGAAUAGUAGCCCGUAAUAAGCAGCGAUUACAAUUUAAGCUAAACUAACAGACAAAAAACGAAACACACCAUAAGCAAAUAAAACAAACAUGAAACAAA
Molecule: messenger RNA, 5578 nt
Organism: Anopheles funestus (African malaria mosquito)
Lineage: Eukaryota; Metazoa; Arthropoda; Insecta; Diptera; Culicidae
Product: akirin
Exons: 5
Coding region: 981-1592 (203 amino acids)
Biological process (GO): positive regulation of innate immune response; positive regulation of transcription by RNA polymerase II
Cellular component (GO): chromatin; nucleus
Molecular function (GO): transcription coregulator activity
Source: RefSeq, a predicted model, not a curated record